UGACAAUCUCUUAAAAAGUUGAGCUAUAUAUUUGCAUCAUCUGUUAAAGAUCAUCAUCAUGAGCACCGUCACAUCUAGCUUGACUGAACAGCAGAAGAAGAAGCUCUUCACUUUAUUCAACCAUGCCAAAUCCAGCCUGCUUUUCAAAGCCAGCGUGCAUGGCUUUGAUGCUGCUAGUUUUCACCAAAAGUGUGAUAAGCAGGGUCCAACUGUUGUUGUUGCUUACAAUAAGUCUGGUUAUGUUUUUGGAGCUUUCACCAGCAAAGAUUAUGGCCAAACUAAUCAAAACAUUGUGGAUGACAAAGCCUUUCUUUUUAGUUUUAAUGACAAUGAGCUUAAAGAAGAUCCUCUGCGUGUGGUCAGCGCAGAUCCACAGUUUGCUUUCACUGACAAUGGUCCCAACUUCGGCUCUUUAAUUUUUCUUCACAAUAACACUGCCACAGUCAACAGUAAUCCAGGAACCUACCAGUUUGAUCCCCAGCGAAUGCAUGGCAAUGAUUUAAACCUGACAGAAUGUGAGGUGUAUAGAGUGGAAGAUUGUGGAGGACGUAUGGAAAAACCUUGGAGGGAUGUUCAGUGGUACUCUGAGAGAAGGAAGGCACUCUUGAGCACCAUCCCUAAUUGGAAGCCUUCUGUGAGCUCAGUUAAACAGGCUCGUAUUCUGCUGGUGGGUCCUGUUGGUGCUGGAAAAUCAAGCUUCUUCAACUCCAUCAACUCUGUAUUCAAGGGUUAUGUGAGCAUGCAGGCCAACACAGGCACUGCUGGAACCAGUUUGACUACUCAGUUUCGUACCUACUGCAUAAAGCCAAGCUACCUUGUCCGCCAUGUUCCCUUCACUUUGUGUGACACCAUGGGUUUGGAGGAGGGUGUGAACACUGGUCUGCAUGUAGACGAUAUUGCCAGUAUUCUGAAUGGUCACAUUCAAGACCGCUAUCAGUUUAACCCAGCGAUGCCUAUACAGCCAGACUCUCCUUAUUUCCAUAAAGCUCCUGGCUUGAAGGACAAGAUUCACUGUGUGGUGUAUGUGAUCGACACCUGCAAAUUUAAGCUCAUUGCUGAUGUGAUCAUUGAUAAAUUUGCAAUUUUUCGGAGGAAAGCCAACCAGCUGGGAAUUCCUCAGUUGGUUCUGUUGACUAAGGUGGAUGAAGCCUGCCCCUUAGUGGCAGAAGACCUGAAAAAUAUCUACCAGAGUCACUACAUACAGAGAAUCAUGCAGGAGGUUAGCACUCGGCUUGGAGUUUCUCUGUCUGCUGUGGUCCCAGUGAAAAACUACUAUCAAGAACUGGAAGUAGACCCUCAAACUGACAUACUGCUCCUGAGUGCUCUUAUUCAGAUGCUCAGAGCUGCUGAAGGAUAUUUUGAUAAUUUCAACAGUGUGGAGGAAAGGUCUGUUUAGAGCUCAGUCUCUCUUUUUUAUUGUGUGACCUGAAGCUUUUACAAGUGUUGAUUCAUCUAUACCAGGGGUGUCCAAACUCUACCCUGGAGGGCCAGUGUCCUGCAGAUUUUAGCUCCAACUCGCCUCAACACAGCUGCAAGAAUUCCAGGUGUGUCUGAUUGGGGUUGGAACUAAACUUUGUAGGACACCGGUCACCGGCCCUCCAUGACCGAUGCUGCGUCCCAAUUCCCAUGCUUAUACUACGGUCUAAAAGUAUGUUCUUUUUUGUGAAGGAAAAUACAUACUUUUGAGUGUGCAACAGAAGAGUAUGCAAGCUUUAGCACAUACUGUACUACUUCCUCAUUAACAGACCGUUGUGUUGCUUAAUUAUGAGCCUUGUCAAUCAUCCACACAUUAUCUACAUUUUUGUCAUAUUUAAUUUCCUACCUUACUGGAGAAGCAGCAGCAGGUUAAACUAUGCAGUCUUUCUUGCAGAGAAAUCUCCUCAGGUCUUUGAAUAAUUAUGCAUACAGACUUUAAUGUGCAAACACGUCUUUAUAUAAGUUCAGCAUUGUUGUUGCAGAUAAAAUAUAACACUGAAAACACUAUUUAAAUAUUUUCCAGUUUGCUAGAUAUUAAUUAACAGUCAUACAAACAUCUCUACCGAAGCCUCUAUACUUGACGGCGUGUUUUUUAUUUAGACUUUUCACCCAUGUUUGUAGUUCUAAUCAAAUUCACGUCCAACACGCAAUGUACCGUGGGCAAUAUCAGGUUAGAGCAAUGGUUCUCAAAGUGGGGGUCGGGACCCCCCGAGGGGUCGCGGGACAAUGAAGGGGGGUCACCUGGUGAUUUCGAAAUAUUUAUUUAUUUUUAUUAAACCAUAAGAAUUACCAUAUUUUAUCCAUAACCUACUGAAGAGAAAAAAUAUUCGUUUAUACCAUGUAGUUACUAUAGUAACUUAUAGUUACUACUUCUAUUGGAUUGCAACCCCUGGGGUAAUUACAUUAUAUUAAAGACACAGCAAUAGUGUCAGAUGCAGUAGAUUUCAUAACACCUGGUAAAACUUUGUUCCCCUUUUUACAGCUCUCACACAUUAAAAAAAUAAAUAAAAGAAGAAUAGACUUGGGUCCAUUGGUGUGUGUGCUCCAUUGCAUGCAAGGUUUCUGUAUUUAUAACCACCUCAGAAUAUAUUGGGGGUCGCGACUUACUGGCAUUGUCCUUUUGGGGGUCGCGGCCUGAAAAGUUUGGGAACCCCUGGGUUAGAGUAUGGAAUCUUCUUAAAAAAUUUAGUAAAUAGUAAACCAUCUGGGAACCUUUAACAUACUCUUUUCACACUACAAUUUGGGAUAUACUAAUUCUAUUUUCAAAUACUAUUUAGGACAAAUAGUAUGCAAAUUGGGACACAGCAUGUGUUUGGGCAUCCCUGGCCUAUACAAAAAUGAUCAUUUAUAAUCACAGAGGGAAAAGAAACAUGUCAUACCUUAAAAGUUAAUACCAUCUAUUUGGUUCAAAAUAUACACCAGUAUUUAGCCAAUUUUUUCUAACUAUUUGUGGCCUAAAACUGUCUGUGAAAUCAGUCCAUAAUAUAAUGGAUGAAUCAUGACAAGCUGAGAUGCAUAAGCAAGAUCACUCAGGAUUAUGGUUACCUAUGGGGUUUAUAUUAAAAGGUUAAUUAUUUCAGGUUUCUUCUGUUUCAUUGCUGAUGACAAAUAAUAAAUAAAAAAUAAGUGAAUUUUCAAGAUUUAGAAAUAAAGACUCAAAGGAAA
This is a messenger RNA of Danio rerio (zebrafish), 3141 nucleotides long. RefSeq names its product interferon induced protein 44c1 (gene ifi44c1). The record is from RefSeq and is marked provisional. Lineage: Eukaryota; Metazoa; Chordata; Actinopteri; Cypriniformes; Danionidae.